Molecule: messenger RNA, 966 nt
Organism: Scheffersomyces amazonensis
Lineage: Eukaryota; Fungi; Ascomycota; Pichiomycetes; Serinales; Debaryomycetaceae
Product: gluconokinase
Exons: 1
Coding region: 55-618 (187 amino acids)
Cellular component (GO): cytoplasm
Molecular function (GO): gluconokinase activity
Source: RefSeq, a predicted model, not a curated record
UUUCUUUUCUUUUCUUUUUAUUAUUUAUAUAUAUUUAUAUAUAGAAUCUAUAGCAUGACUCAAAGUUUGAUACAAGGAACUGUUAUUGUAGUUGGAGGUCCAGCAGGUACUGGGAAAACCACUACUGCAACGGCAUUAUCGGAACAAUUCUCUUGUCCAUUUAUUGAAGGAGAUGUUUUACACCCAAAGGAAAAUGUAGAAAAGAUGUCUAAGGGGAUACCACUUACUGAUGAAGAUAGAUGGGAAUGGUUAAAAACUUUAAGUCAUGAAGUUAGUACUACUAGUUUAAGUGAUGCUAAUCAAUCUAAAAUAGCCAUUGUAUCUUGUUCAAUGUUAAAGAAAGUUUAUCGUACUUAUAUUAAAGCUCAUGCUAAUAAUAGUAAUCAUAUCAAAUUCAGAUUUGUAUUCUUAUAUACAACUUAUGAAGAAUUAAUUAGACGAGUUGAAAGUAGAAAGGGUCAUUUCAUGAAAUCUGAUAUGGUUAAAUCUCAAUAUGAUAUUAUGGAAGUACCUAAUGGGAAAGAAUUAUUAGCUAAUGGAGGUGAUUGUUUAGCUAUCGAUGCAACUGGCAAGACGCCCAACCAAAUAAAUAGAGAAGUUAUAGAAUUAUUAUCCUAGACUGGAUGAUUUACAUAAGUUUACCCCACACUUAUAGUUUAUAUACAUACAUACAUACAUACAAUUUAAUACACAACAUCAUUUACCAUACCCAUACAGCUAUUAUUAUUCCGAACAUUUGCUUGUCCAUAAUGACAAAAGUUAACCGACAAUGAUAGACAAUAGCUGACAAUGACUCGCAAUGACUCGCAAUGAGUCUCAAUGACUCUCACUACGACACACUCUCAAUAUGUCUCUCCAUUGUCGGCUUCUAAGCUCCCCUCAAAGCAUUUGCCGGUGCAACAAAAUGAAUGGAAGUGCGGGAUGUCAGAAAAAUGAGAUGAUAUCUGGUAAUCAUCUGAAAUUGGU